UCAAAUGAAAUGACUGGUUGAUUUGGAUUCAAUGGAUUCACUUUCAACUUUGUUAAAAAAUUUGACAAUUCAAAUCACGCGCGACUUGCUUAACCAAACAUCCACAUGAGAACAAGUGUUUUUUCAGCUUGAUGUUGACUUUCUCCACCAAUUUUUGUGUUUAAAUUGUUUUUUAUUUGAUUUUUCCGUGUUUUUCUGUUUUUUUGUGAAUAAUUCAAAUUAUUCAGUGUAUUAUCUGCGACAUUUGAGUAAGUUUCUCCAUAAUUUGAUGCUGAGUCAUAAGUUUUCCUCAUUUUACCUUACAAUUUGUUGAACAUGUGAUUUGUUUUUCUCACCACUUUGCAUUGUUUUUUAUGUUUGCAAUUACUUCAAGAACAAUUUAACAUCUGUGUCUCUAUUUUUGAUUACGAAUUUUGUCUACUGGAUAAAUAAACAUGAGUGAUUGCCAUUUAUAUCAGAGUCUACCAAAAAGUGUUGUCGAUGUAGCCGAUCGAAUGAAAUUUGUUCAUUUAAAAUAUCGAGUCAAUAAAGAAAGUGCUGAACAAUUUAUCAACAAAUGCGUGCCAGCUCUUAAAUCUGAAGGAUUAGGGGUAAAAUAUUAUUUUCUAGAAGACGAUUUCAAUAAAAAGUUGAAAGAAAAUGAACAGAAGGCUGAAAAGAGGAAAAAUGCCCAAAAAAUCGACAAAUUAAAUUCCAAGCAACGAAAACUUUUGUUUAAUGUUAAUCAAAAAAGCAACCUGCAGUAUGAGACUUUUGAAAAGAUUAAUAAUAUAUGGAAUGAUUAUAUUGGUUCAAUAUUACAAAACAAUCCAAAAGACGCAUCGUUGAGAUUAGCCAAAGCAGAUUAUCAUGGAGCAAAAUUUUGUGUUGUUGCUUCCUGCAAUCCAUCCCUUGUUGGUAUAGUUGGAAUUGUUGUACAAGAAACUAAGAACACUUUUAAAUUGAUAGAUAAACAAGAUAAGAUUCGAGUUAUUCCAAAGGAAGGAACCCUUUUCACUUUUGGACAUAACAACUCAAUUUACAAGCUCAAUGGAAGUCACCUGAAACUCAGUGCUCACAACAGAAGCAAAGUCAAAUUCAAAUCAAAAAAGAUAUCUCAAAAUAUUUAAAGAUGGGCCUUCAGCAUUUCCACCAAGUUUUAUUCACCUUAUACUCUUUCCAGCCAAUUCAAUCCAUUUAUAGUUUUGUUAAUGAAAUUACUCGCAGAUGAGUACAUGUAUAAAGGAAAAUGGAUGAACAAUGUUUCAUGAAAACACAACCUUGUGGCUUAACGUUUCUGAUUACACUAUUCUGUGCCUUCAAUUUUAUGGAUCAUCGAUUCAUCUCAAUGUCAACGAUAAACAGAUUAUCGUAUUAUCACUAUGUACACUCUAUUACCUGUGGCAAGGAUUUUGUUACCAAAAGGGAAAAAAAGUUUACCUGAAUUAAUAAAAAAAUCAGUCACUCAUACUUAUCAUACUGAGUAGACGAGACGAUGCAUGAAGAAAAGCAAGAAAACCCUUGAUUCAAAGUUAUCAAAUGAUGCCGGAUUAUGGUUGAUCAUCCCAUUGUCACUUUCAAAUCAAGAAAAUUUGAUCUCACAACAUUCAAUGUGAAUAUUUGUAUUUAUCAUGUUAGAUAUAUAUACAUAAAAAUACAAGUAUAACGUAAAAUGUAAUAUAAUUUCAUGUAUUCUUCUCUUUCUCUUUUUCUCAAUGUUAACAGAUAAAUCGUAUUAAUUUAUGCUCGAAAUAUUUUGAAAGGAAAAUCCUUUUUUUCCCGUUAAAUAAACCAAUAAUAAAAUUUCGCGUCUUGCUCAUCCA
Tetranychus urticae (two-spotted spider mite) is the source of this 1802-nucleotide messenger RNA. It is a transcript of the gene Pop4, whose product is annotated as ribonuclease P/MRP subunit POP4. NCBI's taxonomy places the organism in Eukaryota, Metazoa, Arthropoda, Arachnida, Trombidiformes, Tetranychidae. Gene Ontology annotation, cellular component: ribonuclease P complex; ribonuclease MRP complex. The record is from RefSeq and is a predicted model, not a curated record. Gene Ontology annotation, molecular function: ribonuclease P RNA binding. Gene Ontology annotation, biological process: rRNA processing; tRNA 5'-leader removal.